AUGAAUCUUUUUAAGUGGGACAUUUCUGUAGAUCACCCCAUGGAGGGUGUAUCGCAAGGCUUUGGCCAGUACCGAGCCGCUGGGUCCGCCAGGAAGAGGGGCACACCUAUUGCGCGCCGUGCUGUGAGAGAUAUCCAUCACCUGAGCGGCUCGAGACGCCGGCCCCAGUCCUGCCCUUGGUUGCCGUUCCCAUUGGCGAAGUGCUGCCUGAGAAGAAGGGGCGGUGGCAGAAAACCUAGGAAAACGCCGAAGUCGUUCGCGAUGUCCGAUUGUCGCACGAAUGUUUUGGCUGUCGUCCGGGUUCUCAUCUCCCAUCCCAUUAUGUGA
Messenger RNA from Auxenochlorella protothecoides, 327 nucleotides. RefSeq lists its product as hypothetical. The record is from RefSeq and is a predicted model, not a curated record. The coding region runs from base 1 to 327 and encodes 108 amino acids. Lineage: Eukaryota; Viridiplantae; Chlorophyta; Trebouxiophyceae; Chlorellales; Chlorellaceae. The transcript has a single exon.